CAGAUGACGCUGAUGACAGUAUCCAGUAAUAUUAGGUUAUGUAUCUCAUAUCACCGAGUGUAUUCUUGAUUUAUAACUUAUGAUUGUUUUGCCCCCCAUAUGAAGAAAGAAUAAUAUAUUUAUUUAAAUGUUAAUUUUAUUAUGAGAGAACUUGAACAUAUUUAUUAAUUAUUAAUUAUCAAUUGCAUAUUCAUUAAAGAGAAUAUUAUAAAAAAUGUCAUUAACAUCGCGAUUAUUUUUACAAUAUUUAUGUCGAUUUAAAUGGCAAAGACGACAUAGUACUUUGGCUAAUGUAUCGCCAAAAGAUAUACGAAAUGAACAAUUUCAAACGUUCCGUACAAUAGAAUCCAAUCCAAUAAAUCAUAACGAACAACAUUUGAAUAGAUUAUAUACAAUACCAGACAAUAUUGUUCAAACAUUUUAUAAAAUUAAUGGAAUUCCCAACAAUUUUUUAGCCCUAGCGAAUACUUUCAAUGAAUGUUCAUUAUUAGUUAGAAAUCCUGUGAUAGAAAUAUUGUCAUACCUAGAACAGGCUGAUUAUAGUAGGCCUAUAAACAAAUAUCUAUUAUAUGGAAAAUAUGGUACAGGAAAAUCAUUAGUGAUAACGCAUAUAUUACAUUACGCUUUUAUGAAGGAGAUGAUCAUAGUUCACGUACCUACUCCUAAUCGUUGGUUUAUGUUUCCAAAAGAAAUAGCUAAUUCAAUCACAAUGCCAGGUAUUAUAGAUUUACCGAUCGAUGCAGGAAAAUGGUUAUUAUAUUUUAAAAGUCAGAAUAAUGAUCUUUUAUCAAAACUUGAUCUUAGAAUAUCGAAAGAUUAUCAAUGGAAUGUAAGAGAAUUAUCAUCAAAGGGUACUCCCUUGUUAGAAAUGAUUGAGUUUGGUAUUAACAGAGUGAGAUAUGCAACAGGUGUAAUAGAUGCAUUAUUGACCGAAUUAAAAGAAUCUAGCAUCGCAGGAAAGUGUAAAGUUUUAGCAGCUAUAGAUGGUUACAACGCAUUUUGGUCAGAUCAUACCAGAAUACGUAAUGAUGCUAAAAUAUGGAUGAAGCCUCAACAAAUAUCAUUAACUUUGUCUUUUAUAAAUUUCGUAAAAGAUGAUUGGUGCAAUGGAGCUGCUGUGUUGGUAGUAGAUGUUAGAGCAUGCAAGGAAAGAAAGGAGUCUGAUAAUCCUCGAUAUUUACUUGGUAAAGAGGGCUUUGAAUUUACAGAUCCUUUCCUACCCGUUUGGGUAAAAAAUUACAAUAAAACAGAAUUUGAAUCAAUAAUGGAAUAUUAUAAUGACCGAAAGUGGAUAAGAAAUUUAACUCCAGAAGGAUUAAUAGAAAUAUGGGCAUUGACUGCCGGAAAUCCAUUGGAAAUAAUGAAACUUUGUAGAUCUUUAUAAAAAUAUUGCAAAUAAAGUGACAUAUAGAAAAAAAUAAGCAGCGAUUUAAACCUUGCAAUACUUUAUUGAUUAUUAUAUUAUUAUAAUCCAUAAAAUUUA
This is a messenger RNA of Polistes canadensis, 1483 nucleotides long. RefSeq names its product 28S ribosomal protein S29, mitochondrial (gene mRpS29). Gene Ontology annotation, molecular function: structural constituent of ribosome. Gene Ontology annotation, cellular component: mitochondrial ribosome; mitochondrial small ribosomal subunit. Lineage: Eukaryota; Metazoa; Arthropoda; Insecta; Hymenoptera; Vespidae. The transcript has 7 exons. Gene Ontology annotation, biological process: apoptotic process. Bases 215 to 1384 code for a protein of 389 amino acids. The record is from RefSeq and is a predicted model, not a curated record.